AUAGCUUCAAGGUCACGACCUUAGUGGUGGUGCGCAAUCCUAUUUCUGCGCCUACUUUUCGGCAUGACGAGAUUGUUCCUUCUUUUGGUGGUUGUCCAGCUUUGGAUUCAUACAUCUGCUCAUAGUCAUGAACCACCGCAUUACAAAUAUUCUAGGGAGGCCAAUGCUGCGCCCAAGGAAAAUCAUGUUCAUGAACCACGGAAAGAUUCCCCUAAACAACUAUGGAUUGAAGUCAUUGGAGCUGUGCUACUCAUCAGUGUUGCUCCAUUUAUUAUAUUAUGCCUGAUACCAGAUUUAAAUAAACAUCGUGGCUUUCUCAAGAUUCUCCUUGCCUUUGCAGCUGGUGGUUUGCUGGGAGAUGCAUUUCUUCACCUAAUUCCACAUGCACUUGAUAGUGGACACUCUGAUCAUGACGAUAAGCAUACUCAAGAACAUGACCAUGGACACGAGCACGUACACGAGCACAAGCGUCACUCACCAGUUGGACUUUAUGUCGUCGGUGGAAUUUUUGCAUUCUUGUGCGUUGAAAAAUGUAUCCGACUUUUUAGAAACGAUCCUUGUGGAGGGCACACUCACCAAGUGGUAUCUAACGCGGAAGGUGAUAGUAAAGGGAAAAAUAAGAAAAAAGGUUCGAACGAAGAUGUAAAAAGUGGCGCUAAAACAAAAUCUUCUGACUUCAAAGUUACUGGAUACCUUAACUUGGCAGCAGAUUUUACACAUAAUUUUACUGAUGGGUUAGCUAUUGGUGGAUCAUUUCUAGUCAGUAGGAACGUGGGUUUCCUGACUACGUUUACAGUACUAUUACAUGAACUACCGCAUGAGAUUGGAGACUAUGCAAUACUUAUCCAAUCAGGAUUUUCUUCGCGCAAAGCUAUGCUUCUGCAGUUGGUCACUGCGAUCGGUGCCCUUUUAGGAGCCUCUGUUAGCUUGCUUGCCGCUCGCGUCGGUUUCGGUUCUGUAAUUCCUGAUGCCGAUUUACUACCAGACAUAACGGACGAUAUUGUUAUUAGUCGCAUCUUACCAUUUACUGCCGGUGGUUUUAUCUACAUUGCUAUGACUUCCGUAUUGCCCGACCUACUUACAGCUAAUAGUGGUAGCAGUGGAACAACAAAAUCAUCGAGUGGUGGAUUCAAGUUAUUUGUUCAAAGUCUUCUUGAAAUAAUCUCUUUGAUUGGAGGUGUUGCAAUGAUGGCUGCUAUUGGAACCCUUGAGUAGUGUGACGGAAAACAGCGUGAUAAGACAUGUAGUUUUAUUGUAGUUCCCUGUUUUUGCACUGGUACUUCCCACUGCAUUCUAGUCUUAUUUUGUAUCGAUACGUUUGUUGAUAUAAUGCCUACUUUUCUGUUGAGAAAUGAAUUUGAAAAAAGCAUUUCCCUCAAGAUCAAAAAGUUUAUUAUUAAUUGCUAGAGACAACAUAUUGUUACUCUUCAUUCGAAUAUCUUCCCCAAUGUUCUCUCAUAUUUCUAGUUUUUCUGUCCAAAGUGAUUCUGCAAUCAUUGAUUAAAUAUAUAUGCAUCUCCAUAUCCGAUAGCGAUAAGCAAGAUAGAAAUUACAGGAAUUUGAAGUUUUGACAACCUCGAAGUUCAAGAAAAAGUUUCGAAUCAUGAUGACAAAACGACAAAGAAACGAGUGAGUGAAAUUAUUGACAUAAAAGAGACAAGUCAACUAUACAUUCGCAAAUUCGUUCACUGGUCCCCGUGGGUUGAACACUGCGGAGUAUUCGUAUAACUAUGAAAUCAUGGACAAUGAAACUUAUGUAUAUUUAUUUGCAUACAUAAAUUUCCAAGCUUCCCCUAAGUUUCAUUUGUCCAUGAUUUCAUAGUUAUACGAAUACUCCGCAGUCUUCAACUCACGGGAACCACUGAAUGAAUUUGCGAAUGUAUAGUUGACUUGUCACUUUUAUGUCAAUAAUUUCACUCACUCGUUUUGUCAUUAUAAUUCGAAACUUUUUCUUGAACUUUGAGGUUUUCAAAACUUGCGAGCCAACCAAAACUCCGAAUUUCUAUAAUUUUGGUCAUGCUUAUCGCUAUCUGAUAUGGAGAUGCAUAAUAUUUACUCACUAAUUGUAGUAGAAGUUUAUCGCUUCAACAAAACUGUACAUCGAUCAUUUUGUUCUUUUUUGUGUUGGCUUUUUUACUGCUUAUGAUUACUAACUAAAUUUUGAUUAUUUGUUCAUUUUUCUCUUUUGCUAAGUAUACAUGGUUGGUAUUUAUUUCAAUAUAAUUUUGUUUAUUUGUUGUCGAAGUCGUAAUAGUAAAUUUCUAUGCAGA
Heterobilharzia americana is the source of this 2270-nucleotide messenger RNA. The record is from the annotation of a GenBank genome assembly. Lineage: Eukaryota; Metazoa; Platyhelminthes; Trematoda; Strigeidida; Schistosomatidae.